Molecule: messenger RNA, 4049 nt
Organism: Callorhinchus milii (elephant shark)
Lineage: Eukaryota; Metazoa; Chordata; Chondrichthyes; Chimaeriformes; Callorhinchidae
Product: hemicentin-1-like
Exons: 16
Coding region: 57-3878 (1273 amino acids)
Source: RefSeq, a predicted model, not a curated record
UGGGACUUAAAGGGUCAUCGGGAUUCUGCAGUAGACAAUUCUGAAUCAAUGCAAUGAUGGAUCGGAACCUCUUCUCAUCGGUUGGAGUGCUUUGCUUUUUCGGGUCGCUCAUCAGUGUGUGGAGUUUGCCAGCAAAUGGGACUGAAUUUAACACAUGGAUUGACUUAAGCUCACAAGCUGUGGAAUUUGGAGAGUUUGUGAAGAUUAAUUGCAGUACAACUUGUGGAAGGCCUGAACCAUUUAUACAAUUUGAACUAAAAGAAAAACCAAAAAAUAUAAUUGGUGGUCCAACUUGGAAGGCGUUUUCUUACUCAAGUGUCCAGUUUUGGGAUAACCCCAUCAUAUGUUUGGUAACUUGUGGAUCUAACGCAUCUUUCACAUCUCUAGUUUUACCUGUGUACAAUCGUGAAUUAAACAUCACUCAACCUUCUGGAGCGCUGCAAGAGAAGAAGCAAUACAGUCUGGAGUGCACUGGCCCCAGAGUCUACCCUAAAGACAGACUGAUCCUCAAAUGGCUGAAAGGGGACGAGAUUCUUCAUACAGCAUUCACAAACGUUCCUGGUAUGCCAGACGAGGAUAAUAGAUUGAGGAACGUUCUCAAUAUCACUGCAAAUAAAUCAGACGAUGGCCAGAACUACACCUGCGUUGCAGAAAUAAUCCUGGAGUCUAAUAACACCAUGCAGAUACAAACCUCCUCAGUAACACUGCAGGUCAACUAUGCUCCAACAGUAGGUAUCAAUAAAGCAAGCGAAGACUGGGUUGAAGGGAAACCACAGACUGUAAGUUGUGAUGUGACAGGAAGCCCAGCUCCCCGGCUAACCUGGACCAAAGAUGGGAAACCUCUGAGCCGGGAAAGGACGCUUCAUAUCCAGUCAGUCCACAUGGAUGAUGCUGGUCUGUACACCUGCACGGCCACCAAUAAAUAUGGAUCCACAAACUAUUCUCUGAAUGUAACCAUCAUGUAUGCUCCAACAGUAGAUAUCAAUAAAGCAAGCGAAGACUGGGUUGAAGGGAAACCACAGACUGUAAGUUGUGAUGUGACAGGAAGCCCAGCUCCCCGGCUAACCUGGACCAAAGAUGGGAAACAUCUGAGCCGGGAAAAGACGCUUCAUAUCCAGUCAGUCCACAUGGAUGAUGCUGGUCUGUACACCUGCACGGCCACCAAUAAAUAUGGAUCCACAAACUCUUCUCUGAAUGUAACCAUCAUGUAUGCUCCAACAGUAGGUAUCAAUAAAUCAAGCGAAGACUGGGUUGAAGGGAAACCACAGACUGUAAGUUGUGAUGUGACAGGAAGCCCAGCUCCCCGGCUAACCUGGACCAAAGAUGGGAAACCUCUGAGCCGGGAAAAGACGCUUCAUAUCCAGUCAGUCCACAUGGAUGAUGCUGGUCUGUACACCUGCACGGCCACCAAUAAAUAUGGAUCCACAAACUAUUCUCUGAAUGUAACCAUCAUGUAUGCUCCAACAGUAGAUAUCAAUAAAGCAAGCGAAGACUGGGUUGAAGGGAAACCACAGACUGUAAGUUGUGAUGUGACAGGAAGCCCAGCUCCCCGGCUAACCUGGACCAAAGAUGGGAAACCUCUGAGCCGGGAAAAGACGCUUCAUAUCCAGUCAGUCCACAUGGAUGAUGCUGGUCUGUACACCUGCACGGCCACCAAUAAAUAUGGAUCCACAAACUUUUCUCUGAAUGUAACCAUCAUGUAUGCUCCAACAGUAGGUAUCAAUAAAGCAAGCGAAGACUGGGUUGAAGGGAAACCACAGACUGUAAGUUGUGAUGUGACAGGAAGCCCAGCUCCCCGGCUAACCUGGACCAAAGAUGGGAAACCUCUGAGCCGGGAAAAGACGCUUCAUAUCCAGUCAGUCCACAUGGAUGAUGCUGGUCUGUACACCUGCACGGCCACCAAUAAAUAUGGAUCCACAAACUCUUCUCUGAAUGUAACCAUCAUGUAUGCUCCAACAGUAGAUAUCAAUAAAGCAAGCGAAGACUGGGUUGAAGGGAAACCACAGACUGUAAGUUGUGAUGUGACAGGAAGCCCAGCUCCCCGGCUAACCUGGACCAAAGAUGGGAAACCUCUGAGCCGGGAAAGGACGCUUCAUAUCCAGUCAGUCCACAUGGAUGAUGCUGGUCUGUACACCUGCACGGCCACCAAUAAAUAUGGAUCCACAAACUAUUCUCUGAAUGUAACCAUCAUGUAUGCUCCAACAGUAGAUAUCAAUAAAGCAAGCGAAGACUGGGUUGAAGGGAAACCACAGACUGUAAGUUGUGAUGUGACAGGAAGCCCAGCUCCCCGGCUAACCUGGAACAAAGAUGGGAAACCUCUGAGCCGGGAAAAGACGCUUCAUAUCCAGUCAGUCCACAUGGAUGAUGCUGGUCUGUACACCUGCACGGCCACCAAUGAAUAUGGAUCCACAAACUAUUCUCUGAAUGUAACCAUCAUGUAUGCUCCAACAGUAGAUAUCAAUAAAGCAAGCGAAGACUGGGUUGAAGGGAAACCACAGACUGUAAGUUGUGAUGUGACAGGAAGCCCAGCUCCCCGGCUAACCUGGAGCAAAGAUGGGAAACCUCUGAGCCGGGAAAAGACGCUUCAUAUCCAGUCAGUCCACAUGGAUGAUGCUGGUCUGUACACCUGCACGGCCACCAAUAAAUAUGGAUCCACAAACUAUUCUCUGAAUGUAACCAUCAUGUAUGCUCCAACAGUAGAUAUCAAUAAAGCAAGCGAAGACUGGGUUGAAGGGAAACCACAGACUGUAAGUUGUGAUGUGACAGGAAGCCCAGCUCCCCGGCUAACCUGGACCAAAGAUGGGAAACCUCUGAGCCGGGAAAGGACGCUUCAUAUCCAGUCAGUCCACAUGGAUGAUGCUGGUCUGUACACCUGCACGGCCACCAAUAAAUAUGGAUCCACAAACUAUUCUCUGAAUGUAACCAUCAUGUAUGCUCCAACAGUAGAUAUCAAUAAAGCAAGCGAAGACUGGGUUGAAGGGAAACCACAGACUGUAAGUUGUGAUGUGACAGGAAGCCCAGCUCCCCGGCUAACCUGGACCAAAGAUGGGAAACAUCUGAGCCGGGAAAGGACGCUUCAUAUCCAGUCAGUCCACAUGGAUGAUGCUGGUCUGUACACCUGCACGGCCACCAAUGAAUAUGGAUCCACAAACUAUUCUCUGAAUGUAACCAUCAUGUAUGCUCCAACAGUAGAUAUCAAUAAAGCAAGCGAAGACUGGGUUGAAGGGAAACCACAGACUGUAAGUUGUGAUGUGACAGGAAGCCCAGCUCCCCGGCUAACCUGGACCAAAGAUGGGAAACAUCUGAGCCGGGAAAGGACGCUUCAUAUCCAGUCAGUCCACAUGGAUGAUGCUGGUCUGUACACCUGCACGGCCACCAAUAAAUAUGGAUCCACAAACUAUUCUCUGAAUGUAACCAUCAUGUAUAAGCCUCGGAACACGACCAUAUCAAUCAAUAAAACCAAAAGGACACCAGAGUCUCCGAUACAAAUCAAUAAUGGUGACAACGUUACAUUAACCUGCUUCUCUGAAGCAAAUCCAUCAGCUAAUUUGAGCUGGGAAUACCCUCAUCAGAGCACAAAUGUUAAAGAAUAUCCCUCUGGAAUUCUCUUUAUUUCUUACGCAAAUUCAGGAAACAGCGGAAUUUAUAAAUGUAGAGCUAAUAAUCACCAUGGAACCGAUGUGCAGAAAGUGGAAAUCAGUGUCAACGGAAUUCAAGUAAUACAUCUUCUAGCAAUAAGCCUUUUCUUGGUAGUGGCUUUAUUGUUAUUAUUGUUAGGAAUGGUGUAUUACUUUUCCAAGAUCUACAGAACAGGAGCAUAUGAAGUGAGACCUUCAAAUCCCAAUUACAGUCUAUAUGUUAUCACUCCAUCGGUUUAAGUUACUCCAUAGCUGCAUAGAAGAGUAAUCACAACCGGAGAUUUUAUCAAUAACAGCAAAGUUAUAUACACCAGGAAGAAAAUAUGGCUUGCUGACAGUUUGGCUGCUUACAUUUUUGUGUUAAUCAUAAUCUUUGCAUUUGAUAUAAAAAUAAUAAUAAUAAUAAUAAUC